Monopterus albus (swamp eel) is the source of this 1585-nucleotide messenger RNA. RefSeq names its product ceramide synthase 3b (gene cers3b). Gene Ontology annotation, cellular component: membrane. Gene Ontology annotation, biological process: ceramide biosynthetic process. The record is from RefSeq and is a predicted model, not a curated record. The transcript is spliced from 11 exons. Gene Ontology annotation, molecular function: sphingosine N-acyltransferase activity; DNA binding. NCBI's taxonomy places the organism in Eukaryota, Metazoa, Chordata, Actinopteri, Synbranchiformes, Synbranchidae. The coding region runs from base 1 to 1158 and encodes 385 amino acids.
AUGAGACAGUUGGUGAGUGGCUGGGGGGGGGGCGCACCAGUAAACGUCUCCUGGUCUGAUCUGGAGGACAGUGAAGGUCAUGUCUAUGCUAAAGCCUCUCAACUCUAUGGUGCUCUGCCCUGCACCCUGUGCCUGCUCAUAGUCAGGCACCUGUUUGAGAGGUACCUAGCCACGCCACUGGCUGAUGUUUGGGGAAUUAGGGACAAGGUGCGUCGGACAGUUGAACCAAACCCCACCCUAGAAAACUACUUCUGCAGUCAAGCGCGGGUUCCAUCGCAGGCUGAUGUGAGGUCUCUGUGUAAAAAGACCAGCUGGCCAGAAAAGAGAGUUCAAGUCUGGUUCAGGAGGAGAAGAAAUCAGGAGCGACCGGGGCUUAGGAAGAGGUUCUGUGAGGCCAGUUGGAGAUGUGUGUUUUAUUUUUUUGCGUUUGUUGGCGGAGUCCUAGCUCUCUAUGAUAAACCUUGGCUUUAUAAUCUGAAGGAGGUUUGGGCAGGCUUCCCUAAACAGUCCAUGCUGCCAUCUCAGUACUGGUAUUACCACUUGGAAAUUGGCUUUUACCUUUCUCUGCUCCUCAGACUCACGUUUGAUGUGAAACGAAAAGAUUUCAAAGAGCAGGUGAUUCAUCAUAUAGCCACGCUGACUCUUCUGAGUUUCUCCUGGAUUUCAAACUACAUCCGUAUUGGCACCCUUGUUAUGGCACUGCAUGACUUCGCUGAUGUACUGCUAGAGGGUGCAAAAGUAUUCAACUAUGCCAAGUGGCAUCAAACUGCUAACGCCAUGUUUGUGGUGUUUACGGUUGUCUUUAUGCUCACAAGACUGGUUAUUUUUCCUUUUUGGCUGAUCCACUGUACGUGGGUGUACCCGCUGGAGCAGUUUGCACCCUUCUUUGGUUACUACUUCUUCAAUGUCAUGCUGCUGGUUCUACAGAUACUCCACCUGUACUGGGCUUUUCUCAUUUUACGAAUGGUUUACAAAUUUAUCUUCAGCAAGCUGGAAGGAGAUGACAGGAGCGAUGAAGAGGAGGAGGACAGUGACUCACUGAAGGAAGGCAGCCACAAACUGAGUCACAUGAAUGGUUCUGGAGGCUGGGCCAAUGGCCACAGGCACUCAGAAACAGAAAAAGGAAAAUGGGAGGAGAUACAUGGACAGACUUUUUGAAUUGCAGCUGUUAGAAACUAAAUGUAUAUAAAAAGGAGGAAACGGAGAAGGUAAUUUUUAAAGGAAGUGUGAUGGCAUAGACAUUGAUGCAGAAACAGCAUGAUUUCUGGAAUUCAUUGACCUCUGAGCAGGAGCAGGACAGGCAACGAUAAAGCUGUCCCGGAAUUUGCUGUCAAGUGGCCCCACUUGGAUUCAUCACAUUGAAACUGUCACAAGUUAACCUAUCAACAAAUCAUUAAUUAAAAACAAAAAUUUAAUGUUUAUACAGUUUGUAUUAGUCUAAUAAGCUUUUCCCCCAAUAUUAGUAUGUGCAGACAGCAAAAAUGUAAGGUGGGAUUAUGAUCAUCUGACUCCUAAUUUGACUUAUUACCCUGCUUUUAUUAUCUGAAAUGUUUAAAAUAGAGUAUGUUUAGAAUAACAGAGUAGU